CAUAUUUUAAUCAAAAAGUGCAUGAAAGUUAACGCAAUCACAUCUCUGUGUUUGUUGCGAUUACGAUCACGAGAAUUAAACGCAUUUGUGCGCGUUUUCUUAUUCGCAAACACAAUAUCUUGGCGGGAAAAUCUAUUUCAAAAACGUGUUUCAGGAAGCUGGCAAUCGGGCGUCUAGAUGAUACAACCAGGUCACAACUAUCAUAACGUGUGUUUCCUGACCUGAUAGGCUGACUAUACGGAAGAUCUCCACUCUUGAUUCAGAUUUUAGAGACAUCGCUUUUGAGAAGUCGAGUAACUAUUAAAGAGGGCCUAAGUAAUGUGUCUUUUGUCGCACAAAACUAACCAGUUGUAAUGGAAUUUCUGGGGAGAUAGAGCAAAGGAUUUUGGUAUAUAGUGUUACCACCGUGCUAGACCAAGUGAUUUUACCGGCAAGAUGGGCAACAAGCAGUCUCGUUCCAGUGACGAGAGCAUUCGAUCUGAGGCUGGCUCGUUUAAACGUGGUAGUAUGAAACGGAGUUCGUCUACUCUACGAACGAGCACCUUACGGUCUUCAACAAAGAGUGCCAGGGAAGGAAAGUCAAAGGUUCUGUAUUGUCAGACAAAAGACAAUUGCAGCCUUAAGAUAUAUUCCCUUGAAGAGAAGAACAAAGUAGUUGCAUUGCUUGAUUGCGGCGGGCGAGUUUAUUCCAAUGGCAAGUUGGUCUAUCCGUUUGAGAGGGGUAAACCUCCUUGUGGAGAGAAUGAAAUAGAGGAGGAAUUCAUGCCAGACAGACUUGAAGAAGAAACAUACCGGAACCUGAUGAACAGUAUGCCAGAGACUACUGCUCGAUACAGUAAAUACAAAGGGGUCGUGGAUAAUAUUCUAGGUCAGAUUGCAUCAACAUUUGACCAGCUUGUCAAAGACCGCUCUACGCUAGUAGACCGAGUUAGGAAGCUGGAGCAUGAGAACACUAACUUAACGGUAAAGGGAGUAGAUCUUAAGAGAGCACAAAUAAAACUACAGCGGCUUGAGUUAGAAAAGAAGAAAAUGAUGAUCAAGAUCGAUGAACUGGAAGCAAAAUAUGAUGUUGCAUGCGCUGAUGUAAAGCGUCUUCGAAAAGUUCACCAGAAAAGGAUCAUUCGUCCUCAAAAUCUAGUUCUUGACGAUACACAAAACAGUUCUGAGAUAAUUAACCAAAGUGAUGUAAAAUCACCAACGACACCAGCCGAUGAAUCAGAAACGAAGGUUGGGCACUUGAUCAAGAGAGGUAACAGCUUAAGGAACGAGCCCAGAUACUCCCCAGUUGCCAGAGGAAUCGAGCGCCGAAAGAGUUCACGGAAGUAUAAGGAAGGCAAUGAGCCUAUUGUCGUCAAGGUUCGGCGAUCAGAGAGUGAGCGGAGGGCCCGGCGCAGUCCAUCGGAGACGAUGAAAGAUGAGAAUACACAAACGUUCACAUUUUUCCCGCAAUUACGAAUGAAGCAUGUCGCCGGUGUACGUGCAAAUCGUGCCAUUUCGCUUGAUUCUGCGUUUGUAGAACACCUUGAACAGCAACUUGGCGCGUCCCUCGGGAUUGGUCUCAGUUUACAACCAAUUCCUGCUGCAGAUCCAACAAUGUUUCCGCCAGUGGAUACAACUAUGCGAGCCACCUCUCUAGAUUCAGGCUUCAGUGCAGUAGCUAAAGCCCAUCAAAAUACUAUCAAACUGGAUGAAAGAUGGCGGCUUAGCGAGGAAAACUUUGACAAAAUUGAGGUUAAGAAAAGUAAAAUGGCAAUGGAAAGCGCAAAAAUGGAGCUGAAAAUAGAGGCGUUGAAGAAUGAACAUGAAAAAGUAAAAACAUCUUUACAGCCGCAACGCGCCCAAUCUCUAAAGGAAAAGUUUAAAAAAGCAAACGAAACUUUUGAGAAUCUUCACAACGAGAACAUGAAAGCGGACCAGCAAUUCGACGAGAUCUGGUCACGAUUUGCUCAAAUCAAACAAAAAUACGAAGAACUGAAAGUACAUCACAAUGCACAGCAAUUGCACCGACAGGCGUCUUCGGAAUCGGUCCUCCCCCCACUAUUGAACGCGGCAGUUACCAAUCCAAAGCAACAGCCAACGGCAAUCGUACAAGAUGUAAAGUAAAAUGUAUAUCAGCCAAAUUACACCUUUAAUUUUACAUUCGUGUGCCCAACAAAAAUAGGAAAAUGUUACAAAUGAAAAAGCUAUUUAGACAUGAAAUUUGAAGGGUUGAAAAAAAAGAUUUUACGAUGUUUAAAAAGUCAUGUGCCUUUGGUAACCUCGUCAAAUUCGAGAAAUACCUGGAAAGUGGUUUGUCUUUUUUGCAGGAGAUAAUAAUUAAAAAUUAUCUAGGCCUAAUUAAUUUUGAUGAUUGAUGACCAAUUCCAUAGUUAUGUGUGUCAAAAAUAAUCGAAAAUUAUGAAAUGUUACGUGGCAUAUGGUCACAUGACUGUCAAAAAUAUAUGUCAAUAAGCGCUCUCGUAGUUUUAAGUAUACAUGGUCGAAAGUUAAGGCAUAUACACAAAAAUGUAAGAAACAUGCACGUUUUACCAACAGAAUAAAUGGACCCGUUACGCACAUGUACUUAAUUAUUGCUCUGUGAUUAGCUAGUUUGUGUAUAUGCAUUGACCUUUAACCUAGAAAUGCGCAGUUGGAACUACGAGAUGGGUUAUUACAAAAUAUUUAUUAAACACAGAAACAAGACCAUAGCUGUACAUUUCAAUCGGAUUAUUUGAAGCAAUAUUAAAAAUAAUUGAACUAAAUGAAGGCCAGAUGUAGAUAAACGACACUAUGUAAAAUAUAUGUAAAAGAUUCUUGAUUUAAACAAAAAAAAAAAUAGAUAUAGCUAAAAUAUGACACCAACUAAUUAUAAGUUAGAUGGCUAGCAGAAGAUUAAAAUAUGUAUAGAAAAUUUAAUGUAGGCUAUUACAUAUCGAAGUGUUGACGUAAGAGGGAACGUUGCAAAUGUGACAUAACGUUCAGAAGCAAAAUACAAAGGAAUAAAAAAUACAAAAAAUAAA
Anneissia japonica is the source of this 2999-nucleotide messenger RNA. RefSeq lists its product as uncharacterized. The record is from RefSeq and is a predicted model, not a curated record. NCBI's taxonomy places the organism in Eukaryota, Metazoa, Echinodermata, Crinoidea, Comatulida, Comatulidae. The transcript is spliced from 2 exons. The coding region runs from base 436 to 2103 and encodes 555 amino acids.